Molecule: messenger RNA, 1785 nt
Organism: Oldenlandia corymbosa var. corymbosa
Lineage: Eukaryota; Viridiplantae; Streptophyta; Magnoliopsida; Gentianales; Rubiaceae
Source: the annotation of a GenBank genome assembly
AUGGAAUUACCAAGCUUUCAUCGGAAGAAUCAAACCAUAAAUGAUGAUGAAGAAUCUGUUGAAGCCCUUUUGAAGAAGAUGACCAUGGAUGCUGGGAAAAUACAAGACCAAGUACUUGAAGAGAUUCUAGCCAAGAAUUCCAAAACUGAGUAUUUGUCCAGAUUUUUUGCUGAUGCUGAUGAUAAUGUGAAACAAGUUUUCAAGAAGAAGGUUCCUUUGGUUGAGUACUCAGAUCUCUUGCCUUAUAUUGAUAGAAUUGCUGAUGGAGAGCCGCAUUCCAUUGUCUCAGCUGAUCCCAUUCUGGAGUUGAUUCGCAGCUCAGGGACUUCAGGUGGGAAGCAGAAGUUGUUUCCUAGGACUGCUCAAGAGCUAAGGCUUACUGCAUCUUUUCACGAAUGCUCUCGCAAUAUACUAAACAAGCACAUUGUUGAUGAUGAUCAGCCUCUGAAUGGAAGAAAGAGGAUGUUUCUUUCUUUCUUGGCACCUGAGAAUACUACUCCAAGCAAUUUAGUGGUAAGAAGUGCUGUAACCAGCAUAAUGCGGAACACCCUGGCCCAAUCCCUGCCUUUGAAUCCUCCCCUUGGUACCAGCCCUCCAGAAGUCACAAUGUGUAAGGAUGUGAGACAAAGUAUGUACUCCCAGUUGCUUUGUGGUCUCCUCCGGAGAGAAUCAGUCAUGAGUGUCGGGACAAUUUUCGCGGCUGGUUUUGUUCAUAUGAUCAAAUUUUUAGAGCAACACUGGGAAGCACUUUGCUGUAAUAUAAGACAAGGACGCAUCAGCGAUUGGAUUGAUGAUCCGAAAUGCAGGGGAGCUUUGUCUUACAUCUUGUCUAGGCCAAUGCCAGACUUGGCAGAUGCAAUUUCAAAGGAAUUUGAGAAUAAAUCAUGGGAAGGAAUCAUAAAGAAACUUUGGCCUGGAGUUAAGUGCAUUGAGACUGUGGUGACUGGAUCCAUGGCUCAAUACAUCCCAAAGCUGGAGUUCUAUGGUGGAGGGCUUCCGAUAGUUUCGAUGAUCUACGCCGCAUCUGAAGGUAGUUUUGGAAUAAAUCUUAAACCACUAAGCGAUCCUUACGAUGUCAGUUAUUGUCUUGCUCCGUGGAUGGCUUAUUACGAGUUCUUGCCCUUUGAUCCAACCUCUGAGGAUGAUGCUGAUCUCAAUAAUGGAAAAGUUGUUGAUCUUGUCCAUGUGAAAGUUGGUCAACAUUAUGAAUUGGUGGUGACUACUUGCUCAGGCUUGAACAGAUACAGGGUGGGAGAUAUUCUGAUGGUGAGUUCAUUUCACAACAAUGCACCACAAUUCCGAUUCGUGCGAAGGAAGAAUGUGAUACUGAGUAUUGACUUUGAUAAGACUACUGAAGAAGACCUAAUCAAAACAAUUUCAAAAGCAAUACACAACAUCCUUGAACCGCAUGGUUUUCUCCUCACUGACUACACGAGCUAUGCCGAUUCGCGCUCCUUUCCCGGCCAUUAUGUCCUGUUUUGGGAGCUUCAAGAUCAUGGAGGAUUAGGACAUGAUGAUGGAUUUGUUCAAAUGAUGAGGGGUUGCUGUAAUCUAGUGGAUGAAUCAUUGGAUGAAGCAUAUAAGAAGUGUAGAGUUCGCAAUUUGAUCGGUCCCUUGGAAAUUAAGGUUGUGAAACAAGGGACGUUUGAUGCGCUCAUGGAUUUCACGCUUUCUCGCCGAAAAUCUGCUUCUCCUAGUCAGUACAAACCACUUAAGUGCAUUACAUCUGAGGAUGCGAUUCAGAUGAUGAAUUCCAUGGUGAUUGCUACAUUUUUCAGCAAUUGA